This is a messenger RNA of Lontra canadensis (Northern American river otter), 704 nucleotides long. RefSeq names its product protein phosphatase 1 regulatory inhibitor subunit 1C (gene PPP1R1C). NCBI's taxonomy places the organism in Eukaryota, Metazoa, Chordata, Mammalia, Carnivora, Mustelidae. The record is from RefSeq and is a predicted model, not a curated record. The transcript has 5 exons. Gene Ontology annotation, cellular component: cytoplasm. Gene Ontology annotation, molecular function: protein phosphatase inhibitor activity. Gene Ontology annotation, biological process: intracellular signal transduction. The coding region runs from base 208 to 537 and encodes 109 amino acids.
AACAGGCAAGCCAGGCAUCACUGUGGAGUUGAAGAAGGGAUUUACUCAGACCUCGGCACCUUCACUUGCUCCUCUGGAAUUACAGCUAUUUAUUACAAAGGGCCCUGUGUGGCUGGGUGCAGUGUGCCUGAGGAAACGCAUCCUGGACACCACCUGGGGCUAGUACUUCUGAGCCCUUCCAGUUUCUGACUAAUUCUCGUCAUUAUCAUGGAGCCCAACAGUCCCAAAAAGAUACAAUUUGCUGUGCCUUUAUUCCAGAGUCAGAUUGCACCUGAAGCGGCAGAGCAGAUCAGAAAAAGAAGACCUACACCAGCAUCCCUUGUGAUUCUCAAUGAACAUAAUUCUCCAGAAAUAGAUGACAAGAGGGUGACCAACACCCAAGCCGAGUCACAAAAUGCAUCCCCAAAGCAAAGGAAGCAGAGCGUGUACACACCACCGGCCAUGAAAGGGGUUAAGCAUCUGAAAGGCCAGAAUGAAUCAGCAUUCCCUGAAGAAGAAGAAGGUGUAAACGAAAGAGAGGAGCAGUGGGAACAUUAAUUACGGGUCUGCAGCAAGAAGGCUUCUUGGGAAUAACUGAACUAUUAACUUUUCUGACUAUCCCAUGGAAGGCCACUCCUUGACCUCCAGAAGCAUUCUCCACCUCUGCUCUCCACACUCAUACAAUAGUAAUACACCUUAUGGGAAGCUCUCCCUUGACUGAACUU